AGUGAACUAACGUGUUCAUUUGCAACCAUCUGUUGUAUGUGUUUGUUGUUAGCUUCGGUUAAUUUGAUUUCACAAGAAACAGAAAAAAACACUGGUUGAGAUGAGUUCCUGGCAUCCAGAAGAUGAAAUAUCCAUAUCGGAUUCCGAAGACGAGGAUGAUGGCUUGAAAAAAGCUUUUCAUGGCCGGGAUGCCAUUGUUUUUGUGGUUGAUGCCUUUUUGUACCAUGAACCGGACUUUUUGAUGGCAGCGUUCUCCUUAAUCCGGGAAGCUUUUUUAUCGGGACUGCUUGUGAAUGACAAAGAUCUUAUGGCUUUGAUAUUGACUAAUACUAAAAACUGUCCUGAACCCAAUGAAGCCAACUGUUUGGACGCCAUUGUGAUGCCCGAAAAUUGCGCCGUAUUCCUGCCUCCACGUCAAUUGAAUACGGCCAUUGUUAAACAUUACUUGGAAUUUCUGGAAACUGUUUCCGAAGAUUUCGAAGAAGUCUAUGGUGUGUGUGAAAAUGAUGGUGCCAACUUUUCUCACAUCUUACGUUUAUGUUUGGAUUUGGUUGACCAGUGCACCUAUUCCGUAGACAAUACCACAAUCGUUUAUUUAACCGAUAAAGAUACGCCUCAUCCAGUUAAUUCCGAGGCAUAUGGACAUGCACUACAGAAAGCUUCUGAUUUGAGUGGCAAAGAGGUGGAAUUCCAAAUUAUUCCAAUGUGGGAUGAAUUUAACUAUGAUGUAUUUUACAAGGAAUUUAUAUGUCUGGUACAUAACAUUGAGCUAGAUUCAUUUGAGCCCAUGGACCCUCAACGUUCAAGAGAAAUGCUGGCAGAUCGCAAAUUCAAACAAAAUUUUGUUAGACGUUCGUUGGGACACUUCAAACUAACUUUGGGCCCUGAUUUGGCGCUUUCUGCUCAAUACUUUAACUUCUACCAGAAAGCUAAAGGACCUCGUAAAGUUUUAAUUCGCCGUGCCGACAAUGCAGUAAUACAGAGAAAACGGCUCACCAAAGUAUUCAAAAAGGACCCUGAAACGGAAGAGUUAACUGAUGGACGCUUGAUUAACAUUACCGACGCUUGGUACGAAAUAAAUUUAGGCAAUACGCCCAUACGCCUAUCCUACGAACAAGUCAAUCGUGUCCGUAAUCUACAUCAGCCUGGUAUGAUGUUAUUGGGAUUUCAGCCACGUUCAUGUCUGGAUAAUUUCUCAUAUUCUAAAACGUGUAACUUCAUGUAUCCUGAUGAUAGUCAUAUUGUUGGGUCUAAACGUUUAUUCCGUGCUCUCUGGGAACGUUGUAAGGCUAGAGAUAAGAUUGCCAUAUGUUUGUUUAUGAGCAAACGGAAAUCAAUGCCCCGCUAUGUGGCCCUGGUGCCAGAAUCCAGAGAAGAUGCAGAGAGCGGAUCGCACUACUCUUUAAUUACAAAUGAUGGCUUCAAAAUAGUCUACAUUCCCUGUGCAUCGUAUGUACGUGAAUUGGAUCCGUCCGAAUGGAAUUCUAUAGAGAACAGUGCAUCUGGUGAACAGGUUGAUAUUUGCAGUAAAAUUGUAAAGAAGUUCCGCUUGGGCUACGAUCCAACAAUGUUCUGUGAUCCGGAAUUAGAUCAGCUGCAAACCAAACUAUUGGGUCUGGCAUUUAAUGUUACAAAUGAAUCUACGGGCAGCCGUUAUUUUCCCGACGCAGAAAUGCAAGAUAAACGUAUUGAAUCAAUUCUACCAAAGUUUCAAGAGCUCUUUGGUGAAGAUGAGGAACCUGCCAAAAAACGUUCAGCCGCCGCCAGUAAGGCAGAUGGCUCAAAUGCAGCUAAAAUUCCAAAAUUGUCGACAGACAAUUUGAACAAUAAAGAUUAUGUUUUGGAUAUGGCCAACAAAAAGGCACUGGAUUCCUGUACUAAGGAUCAGUUGCUACAAAUUUUGGAACAACAUUACAACAGAAAAGUUGCCAAGUCAACUAAGAAGCAGGAUCUUUUAGAUAUAAUUUACAACAACUGAAAGAGUUUGAAUAAAAAUGAAUUUGUUAUUCUUUUCAAAAGAAAAAAGUAGUUGAAUUGGGUCUUAAAUUGGAAAUGGAUAAUGAGAUUCGAUAUUGAGUAAAAAACCCAGAAUAAAUUGGCAAUUUUGAAAAUUCGUCCUUGGAGGAUUCUAAAAAUGGCAUUUCGAAUAGUUUUGCUUACAAAUGUCACAAAAUAAAGAAUGAAUGAAUGAAAAAGA
Messenger RNA from Musca domestica (house fly), 2197 nucleotides. RefSeq names its product ATP-dependent DNA helicase 2 subunit 1. Lineage: Eukaryota; Metazoa; Arthropoda; Insecta; Diptera; Muscidae. Gene Ontology annotation, molecular function: telomeric repeat DNA binding; double-stranded DNA binding; DNA helicase activity. Gene Ontology annotation, biological process: cellular response to gamma radiation; cellular response to X-ray; double-strand break repair via nonhomologous end joining. Gene Ontology annotation, cellular component: nucleus; Ku70:Ku80 complex. The transcript has a single exon. The coding region runs from base 101 to 1978 and encodes 625 amino acids. The record is from RefSeq and is a predicted model, not a curated record.